Messenger RNA from Brassica oleracea var. oleracea, 1439 nucleotides. Its product is annotated as probable polygalacturonase At3g15720. The record is from RefSeq and is a predicted model, not a curated record. Lineage: Eukaryota; Viridiplantae; Streptophyta; Magnoliopsida; Brassicales; Brassicaceae. Gene Ontology annotation, biological process: carbohydrate metabolic process. Gene Ontology annotation, molecular function: polygalacturonase activity. Bases 18 to 1322 code for a protein of 434 amino acids. The transcript is spliced from 6 exons.
AUAAGUUUCGUGUAAAGAUGAAGAAGUCUUCGUUGUUCUUCGUAUUGUUAUGUUUGUUUCAAAUAAGCAAAUUAGGUUUCUGCUUAGCAGGAAGUGUUCAUACGGCUAACAACAAUGAAAAUAAACGUCAUAGAUUCAUAAGUGUAACUGAUUUCGGAGCUGUCUGCGAUGGGAAGACCGAUGAUACUCAGGCCUUUCUUAAGGCAUGGGAAGCUGUAUGUAACGGAGUAAGUGAUAAAAGCUUUUUAGUGCCUCUGGGAAAAACGUGCAUGCUUAAGCCUCUUAAGUUCGCAGGUCCUUGCAAGUCUUCCUCUAUCACCUUUGUGAUAAGAGGCAAUCUUGUUGCGCCGGGUUACACCUGGGACGUGGGAAAUUUCCCUGAAUGGAUUAGUUUUGAUAGUAUCAACGGUCUAGUUGUCAAAGGAGGAGGUGUCAAAGGAGGAGGCACCCUCGACAGUCGUGGUUCUGUGUGGUGGGGAUCCGGACAUGCUCAGGAUAAGGAUCGUCCCACCGCAAUGCAUUUCAACAACUGUAAUGGUCUGAGGAUGUAUAAUCUCCAACACUUGAACAGUCCUCGGAACCACAUAGGUCUAACCGGCUCAAAGAACAUCAGCAUCUCGGGACUUAAUUUGACUGCACCUGGUGAUAGUCCCAAUACGGAUGGUAUAGACAUAUCAAAGUGUAUAGGAGUCGACAUACGUGACUCAGUGAUAUCCACUGGAGAUGAUUGCAUUGCUAUUAAUUCCGGUUCCUCUUAUAUCAACAUAACCGGCCUUUUUUGCGGUCCCGGUCAUGGCAUCAGCGUGGGAAGCCUUGGAAGAAAUGGAGAGUUUGCAACCGUUGAAGAAGUGAGAGUAAAGAACUGCACUUUGUCAAACACAAUGAACGGUGUCCGAAUCAAGACAUACCAGAACGGAUUAGGAUAUGCACGGAAAAUCUCAUUUGAGGAUAUAAGGAUGGUGGAUUCACGGAACCCUAUUAUCAUCGAGCAGAAUUACCUGAACCGGGGCAAAAUCGAAGAAGUAAGCUUUGAGAAUAGUAGCUAUCAAAACCGUGGUGGUAAAAAUUGUUUUUACAAGACUGAGUCUGGUAAUGGAAGAGGCGUGAAAGUGAGCGAUGUUCGUUACAGUAGAAUCUACGGCUCAUCUGCGAGUGAUGAAGCCGUCACGUUUAACUGCAAUGCGGACAUGGGAUGUGAAGAUAUUGUGAUGGACCAUGUGAAUAUUGUUUCAGCGAAAGCAGGUCAGGGGGUGUCGGCUUCUUGCACGAAUGUUCGUGGGAGUUAUUUUUAUUCACCUAUUAACUGUAUUAAAAAGCAUUAGGGGGUGAUGUUAUUGCAUUCCUACUUAGAAGAACUAAAGAACGUGUUAAAAUUAUCUUAAGGUUGAUUUAAUAAAAAGAUCAAAUUAGUCACUGCCAAUUCUGAGAUUAUGGAGAAG